Molecule: messenger RNA, 1723 nt
Organism: Volvox carteri f. nagariensis
Lineage: Eukaryota; Viridiplantae; Chlorophyta; Chlorophyceae; Chlamydomonadales; Volvocaceae
Exons: 12
Coding region: 472-1440 (322 amino acids)
Cellular component (GO): nucleus; cytosol
Molecular function (GO): protein serine/threonine phosphatase activity
Source: RefSeq, a predicted model, not a curated record
GUAGCGGAGGCCGAGGUGGCAAAGGACGAAGCGAACAAGAAUUUUAAAGGUCACUUUUCGGCUGCAAUCGAGGGCUACACACGCGCCAUUGGGCUAAACCCGAACAAUGCCAUCUACUGGGCGAACCGCGCCGCCGCUCAUAUUAAGCUCGAAAACUAUGGAGCCGCUGUUGCGGACGCCGAGAAGGCCACGGAGAUAGAUCCCAAGUAUAUCAAGGGCUACUAUCGCCGCGGAGAUGCCCAUUUUGCGCUGGGCAAAUACAAGCUGGCUCUGAAGGACUUGCGGACGGCCGCCAAAGUGGCGCCUCGAGAUCCGGACCUUCGCAAAAAGUUGGCUGAGUGCGAGAAGGAGGUGAAGCGGCUAAGGUUUGAGGAGGCGCUGUCUGUGCCGGACUCGGAGGCAAUUUCCAUCCUGGCCACCCUGGAUCUAUCCAUAUACGACAACAUCGAUGAGUCGUACACGGGGCCGCGGAUGCAGGGCAACGCCACUGACGGCUACGUCAUCACGGAGGAUUUUGUGACGGCUAUGUUGGAGGAGUUCCGGCAGCAGCGGACCAUCCACAAGCGGUUUGCGUUUGAGAUUGUUCGCCAGGCCCACUCGCUGUUCCGGUCGCUGGCCUCCCUGGUGGAUGUGACCAUACCCGAGGACAAGCACUUCACGGUGUGUGGGGACAUACACGGCCAGUUCUACGACCUGCUCAACAUCUGGAAGCUGAACGGACUGCCCUCGGCGGACAACCCGUACUUGUUCAAUGGUGACUUUGUUGAUCGGGGCAGCUUCAGUUGUGAGGUGAUCUUUGCCCUGCUGGCCUUCAAGCUGCUUUACCCGGAGCACAUGCACCUUACUAGGGGCAAUCACGAGUCCAAGUCCAUGAACAAGGUGUACGGCUUUGACGGAGAGGUGAAGGCCAAGUACAACGGCACCAUGGUGGACUGCUUCCGUGAGCUGUUCUGCGCCCUGCCCCUGGCCUACUGCCUCAACGGCCGGGUGCUGGUGCUGCACGGGGGGCUGUUCAGCCAGGACGGGGUCACCCUGGACGACAUCCGCAGAACCAACAGGUUCAGGGAGCCUCCCGAGGACGGCGUCAUGUGUGAUGCGCUGUGGGCUGACCCCUCGCCACUGCCUGGGCGGACGCCCUCCAAGCGCGGUGUGGGGCUGUCGUUCGGCGCCGAUGUAACCCGGUCCUUUCUGGAUGCCAACGGGUUGGACCUGUUGGUGAGGUCUCAUGAAGUCAAGGAGGAGGGAUAUGAGGUGGAGCACGACGGCCGGCUCAUCACGGUUUUCUCCGCUCCCAACUACUGCGACCAAAUGGGCAACAAGGGCGCGUUCGUGCGGUUCAACGGAAACGAUAUGGUACCUCACUUCACGACCUUCUCCGCGGUACCCCACCCGGACGUGAAGCCCAUGGCGUACGCGAACGCCUUCCUGAUGGGCAUGUGAGACCCCUAGCUGGGGAGAAGGGGAGAUUGGGCGGUGGCGGCAUCUGCCCCGGCACACAGCCAACAUUGCUCUGCUGCCGCAACUGCUGCCUCCGCUGAGCAGCGGGCCGACCGCACUGCGCACUUGCGUGCUUGCUUGCUGCCCUGCGUGGUGUUUCCCACCUUGCUUCCUUAACCAAGGGCACCGGGCACUGGUCGGCACACAGUGGUCAGCUAAGAGGAUGCAUGCAUCCACCUUGCCGCCGUGCUAGACGCGCGUCUACGUGUUGCAGCCGUGCAGCCGC